AUGAGCUACUUCAAGCUUCCCUUGGGACUUUGUGGAGAUAUUGAGAGUCUCAUAAGAAAGUUUUGGUGGGACCAAAAAGGUGAUAGAAGGAAGGUGCAUUGGGUCAAGUGGGACACCCUUUGUAAACCAAAGUCAGAAGGAGGUAUGGGGUUCAAAGACUUGGCUAAUUUCAAUGAUGCCCUAUUAGCAAAACAAGCAUGGCAAUUACUUCACCAAAAAAACUCUCUUUUUUAUCGAGUUUUUAAGGUGAGGUUUUUUCCAAAUUGCUCUAUCCUAGAAGCUUCUUACUCAAGUUCGGGGUCUUAUGCAUGGCAUAGCAUAUUAAAAGGAAGAGAUUUAUUGUUGAAGGGUGCAUGGUGGAGACUGGGUUGUGGUGAUGCUAUUAGUGUGUGGAACAACGCUUGGCUGCCUUCUAAAACUCAUCCGAGAAUUGAAUCUCAAGUGGUAAAUGGGUUUGAGGAGAUGAAAGUUUCUGCACUCAUAGACCCAAUCACAAAGAAGUGGGAUUCCAAUAUGUUGAAUGGACUUUUCACCCCACAGGAAGCAGAGUUGAUUUUAAGUAUUCCAUUGUGUCCAAAUGCAGUGGAGGAUACUGUUGUGUGGCCUUUCACCCCAUCAGGAAUUUACACAGUGAGAUCGGGUACAAGGCAGACAAGGGUGUUUUCAUCCAUUCAAGAGGUGCUCAUGUACACGGACAAAGAAAAGAAAAAUCCAGAACUGUUGGCAUUAGUGAUGUGGACUAUUUGGCAUCGCAGAAACCGGGUUCGUACCUCUCUAAAGGAAUUCCCACUAGCACAGGUUGCACCAACAUCGAUUCAAGCAUUGGAAGUCUUUCAACAAGCUAAUUCAAAUGAUGCUACACACUUCAGAGACCCCCCUUAUUCGCAGGUUCAAUGGUCACCACCGGCAGAAGGGGAAAUCAAAGUUAACUUCGAUGGAGCUCAGUUUAGAGAUAUGGGCAAAGCAGGCUUGGGAGUUGUUAUCCGAAAUAGCAGAGGACAAGCUCUGGCUUCUCUAUCAGAGCAAGCAAGUCUUCCCUUCUCUCCGGACAUAACAGAAGCUUUGGUUGCUACUGGAACUAUUUCUUUUACACAGGGGCUGGGCUUCACUUCAUUCAUAUUAGAGGGAGACUCUGCAAAUAUUAUUAAAACACUAAAGUCCAAAGAGGCAUCUCUAUCCUCCUUUGGUCAUAUUCUCAGCUCAGCGAAAUCCAUGAUGGCAGAUGGCAAUAUUAGAUUCUCUCACGUUGGUCGAAUGGGUAAUAUGGUAGCACAUAACCUAGCUCAACAUGCUAGACAUGUUAGGGGUUUUUCAGUAUGGACGGAGAAUGUCCCUCCACACCUUUCUCAUGUACUCUGUGCCGAUUACGGCUGA
Molecule: messenger RNA, 1374 nt
Organism: Quercus robur (English oak)
Lineage: Eukaryota; Viridiplantae; Streptophyta; Magnoliopsida; Fagales; Fagaceae
Exons: 2
Coding region: 1-1374 (457 amino acids)
Molecular function (GO): nucleic acid binding; RNA-DNA hybrid ribonuclease activity
Source: RefSeq, a predicted model, not a curated record